AUGUCGGCGGCGGAGGGCGGCUGGGACGGGAAUCGGCGGCGGCGGGGGGGCGCUGGAGGCAGCGGCUCGGGCGGAGGGUGCAGCGGGGACGGGCCCGGGGCGGCGCCGGCCGGGGGGCUCCUCAACCGCUUCGUCCAGCUGCCGGGCAGGCCCCACCUGGCAGGCUCUAAGAAGAAAAUACGAUUGGUCCUAAUUAGACGCUUCCCUCGGUCUCGUCCCAUCCUAAAGGUCCGUAAGAGGUCUUUCAGAGCAGGUCACCGAGCCCCACCAGCAAGGAGCGGCCAUCGUUGUGUAGCAGAUAACUCCAACCUGUACGUGUUCGGAGGGUAUAACCCGGACUACGAUGAAUCUGGCGGGCCAGAGAAUGAAGACUACCCUCUCUUCAGGGAACUUUGGCGAUAUAACUUUGCUACAGGCGCAUGGCAUCAAAUGGGCACCGAGGGCUACAUGCCUAGAGAACUAGCAUCCAUGUCACUUGUGUUGCAUGGGAACAACCUGUUGGUAUUUGGUGGCACCGGGAUCCCAUUUGGGGAGAGCAACGGCAAUGACGUCCACGUCUGCAACGUGAAGUACAAGCGAUGGGCCCUGCUCAGCUGCCGAGGGAAGAAACCCAAUCGUAUAUAUGGACAGGCUAUGGCUAUCAUUAAUGGAUCCCUAUAUGUUUUUGGAGGAACAACUGGUUACAUUUAUAGCACAGAUCUACAUAAAUUAGACCUUAACACUAGGGAAUGGAUACAACUGAAACCAAACAACAUGCACUGUGACAUGCCAGAGGAGAGGUACAGACAUGAAAUUGCACAUGAUGGUCAGAGGAUUUAUAUCUUGGGAGGUGGAACUUCCUGGACCGCUUAUUCCUUGGAUAAGAUCCAUGCAUACAACCUUGAAACAAACACCUGGGAGGAAAUUGCAACGAGACCUCAUGAGAAAAUAGGUUUCCCAGCAGCCAGAAGAUGCCACAGUUGUGUACAAAUAAAAAAUGAUGUGUUUGUCUGUGGGGGAUAUAACGGAGAAGUGAUAUUGGGAGACGUCUGGAAGCUGAAUCUUCAAACUUUCCAGUGGGUGAAACUCCCAGCUGUCAUGCCUGAACCAGUUUAUUUUCACUGUGCUGCUGUCACACCGGCUGGCUGCAUGUACGUCCACGGAGGGGUGGUCAACAUCCACGAAAACAAACGGACUGGCUCCUUGUUUAAGAUGUGGCUAGUAGUCCCCAGCCUCCUGGAACUGUCAUGGGAGAAGCUGUUGGGAUUCUUCCCUCAUCUAGCAACUCUUUCCAGAUCGCAGCUUUUGCACCUUGGCCUCACACAGGGACUCAUUGAGCGAUUGAAAUGAGAGCUCUUCGCUGUUCUCACUCUGCCCUAGAAACACUAAAGAGAC
This is a messenger RNA of Emys orbicularis (European pond turtle), 1374 nucleotides long. It is a transcript of the gene KLHDC10, whose product is annotated as kelch domain containing 10. Lineage: Eukaryota; Metazoa; Chordata; Testudines; Emydidae. The transcript has 10 exons. The record is from RefSeq and is a predicted model, not a curated record. Gene Ontology annotation, molecular function: protein binding. Gene Ontology annotation, biological process: positive regulation of stress-activated MAPK cascade. The coding region runs from base 1 to 1329 and encodes 442 amino acids.